UUAAAAGGUUGCUAAUUUUCCUUACAAUUCUAUAAUGAUUAAAUUUAUUGCAGAAAAUGGAAAUAGGAAAUAAGGUUUACCUAAAUAACAUUGACCAGAUAGAUGAAAAAUCGCAUAUCAAGGUUCGGGUGCUUAAAAUUUGGAACUUUGUCAAAAAUAAUAAAGUUUGUUCCAUUGAAAUGAUCAUCAUGGAUGAGGAGGGUACACAAUACCAAGCUCGUGUCUUCAAUCAGAAUUUCUCCAGAUUUCGUCAUCUUUUAAAGGAAGAUGAAAGUUAUAUAGUUAUAAAACCCAAUAUGGCUGCUGUUACUAAUGGUUUUAGUUAUACAGGUCUUGGUGAAGCUAAAAGUCAUUUUGAAGUAACGAAAUUGUUCAUAAAUUCUGACAUUUAUGAAAUAAAUGAGUUUAAAAAUAAGUUGAAAUGUCAUGACAAUUUCGGUAUAACUGAAAAAAGCAUAACUACACUUCAAAGCUACUCUUCUUCAUAUACAGAUGACUUUAAGGGCAAUUUUCCAUUAAAAACAAUCUGUGAGAUCACCGAACCAAUUAAGGAAAUGAAGUUUUUAUUAGUUGCUUCCAUUGUUAAUAUAAGGCAGAAUCUACCAUGGUAUAUAAUUCCAAUUAACGUACAAGAUUGUACUGGAACCAUUGGAUUGACUCUUUUUGAUAGGGAAGCAAGGAGGUUGUUAAAUAUAAGUGCCUACGAGUUGAAAAAGAUACAUGAUGCGGCCGGAGACAGUGAUGCCCUAUUUCCAAUGCAACUUAAUGUGUUGAAAAACCGCAAGUUUGGUUUUGUUGUAGAUAUUACAGAAUACAAUGUCAACAACUAUAAUAACAUCUACACAGUUCUCAGAGUUACAGAAGAUAUGUCCAUUGUUUCUGAAUUGGAAAGUAAAAUAGAACUUAUGAGUAAUCAAUCUGUCGCCUUAAAUCAAGUUGCUUUGGAAUCCGAUGAUGUUGUACAGCCUGUUCAAAAGGAUGUGAUCUCACAAACAGACGAAAGUUUUACACCCUCAACAGUUGAUAAGUCAACCGCAACAAGUCCUUGCAAAAUAUCAGGUGAUCUGAAGCGCAACCUCCAAGAAAUUUAUGAUGUUGAUUCUGAAUAUGAUUUAAGUUCAACUAAGGCUAAAAGAAAGUCAACCGCAGAGGAAACUCCACUCUUGAUUCCAAAAAUUGAAAAGUGA
This is a messenger RNA of Lactuca saligna, 1187 nucleotides long. NCBI's taxonomy places the organism in Eukaryota, Viridiplantae, Streptophyta, Magnoliopsida, Asterales, Asteraceae. The record is from the annotation of a GenBank genome assembly.